Lagopus muta (rock ptarmigan) is the source of this 6490-nucleotide messenger RNA. It is a transcript of the gene ERC2, whose product is annotated as ELKS/RAB6-interacting/CAST family member 2. Gene Ontology annotation, cellular component: cytoskeleton of presynaptic active zone. The record is from RefSeq and is a predicted model, not a curated record. Gene Ontology annotation, molecular function: structural constituent of presynaptic active zone. NCBI's taxonomy places the organism in Eukaryota, Metazoa, Chordata, Aves, Galliformes, Phasianidae. The transcript has 20 exons. Gene Ontology annotation, biological process: maintenance of presynaptic active zone structure; neuromuscular synaptic transmission; regulation of synaptic plasticity. Bases 567 to 3650 code for a protein of 1027 amino acids.
CAGACAUCUACAGGGUGGGGACUGGAACCCAGGGCUGUGCGGUGAAUAGACGAAGAACGCUCGGAGAAAGCUGCGGUACGUGUGCCGCUGCCGACACAGCUCGCUUGCUGCUGCCCCCGGCGGCAGGCCGCCCGGCGCUGCUGAAGCCCGGCUCCUCGGGAAUGCUGGGAAUGUUGAGUCAGGGACUGGCAGCCCAGCCUGCCAGGCUCGGAGCUGACUGAGGGACACUCGCUGGGGGACAGAAAGACGAGGGACGGGAGCGCGCAGCCCCCCCAAGGCAACAGCGAGGUCCCUCUGCCUCGCCCCGUGGCUGCUCGGCGGCCCCGGCUCUCCCUGCUGCCUCCUUCCUCCGCGCGAGAGAGAUGUCAGCUGAACGUGAUGUUGUAAAAUCCAUGUGAGGACGAAAGACAGAUGCAACGAUUUGAAAGGUACCUGAAUUGGAAGGUUUUUUGCCUACUGGAAGAAUACAGUGAAACUGCCAAUAUUUCUAGCUGGAAUUAUAAAUUUAAUAUUCAACUUUAGUCUUACUAGUUUCUUACUAAACAGUACCUCAAAGUAGAAGAAAGAUGUACGGAAGUGCGAGAACAAUCAGCAACUUAGAAGGAAGUCCCUCCAGGUCUCCUCGUUUGCCAAGAUCUCCUCGCCUGGGCCAUAGGCGAACAAGUAGUGGAGGAGGAGGAGGAACAGGUAAGACGUUAUCAAUGGAGAACAUCCAGUCCCUUAAUGCAGCCUAUGCAACAUCUGGACCAAUGUAUCUGAGUGACCAUGAAGGUGUAGCUUCUACUACUUUCCCAAAGGGCACAAUGACUCUUGGAAGGGCUACAAAUCGAGCUGUGUAUGGUGGUCGAGUCACAGCUAUGGGAAGCAGUCCUAAUAUUGCUUCAGCUGGACUGUCCCACACAGAUGUCCUUUCUUACACUGAUCAACACGGAGGUCUGACCACAUCUUCACACCAUCAUCACCACCAGGUUCCUUCUAUGCUGAGACAGGUUAGAGAUAGUACUAUGUUAGACCUGCAGGCUCAGCUUAAGGAACUACAGAGGGAGAAUGAUCUUCUCAGAAAAGAACUAGACAUUAAAGACAGCAAGCUGGGAUCCUCCAUGAAUAGCAUCAAAACUUUCUGGAGUCCUGAAUUAAAGAAAGAAAGAGUAUUGAGGAAGGAAGAAGCAGCCAGAAUGUCAGUUCUUAAAGAACAAAUGAGAGUUUCCCAUGAAGAAAAUCAGUUUUUGGAUGCCAGGAGAACAAAGCAUCUGCAAAUGACAAUCCAGGCUCUUCAAGAUGAGCUUAGAACCCAGAGAGACCUUAAUCAUCUUCUCCAGCAAGAAAGUGGAAACCGAGGUGCUGAGCAUUUUACUAUUGAGCUAACAGAGGAGAAUUUUCGAAGACUUCAAGCAGAACACGAUAGGCAAGCUAAAGAGCUUUUCCUGUUAAGAAAAACUCUAGAAGAAAUGGAGCUAAGGAUUGAAACACAAAAACAAACACUAAAUGCUAGAGAUGAAUCAAUAAAAAAGCUUCUGGAAAUGUUGCAAAGUAAAGGUUUGCCCUCUAAAGGAAUGGAAGAUGACAAUGAGAGAACUCGAAGGAUGGCAGAAGCUGAAUCUCAGGUUAAUCAUUUAGAAGUGAUAUUAGACCAGAAGGAGAAAGAAAACAUACAUCUUAGAGAGGAAUUACAUAGAAGAACUCAGCUUCAGCCUGAGCCAGCAAAGACGAAGGCUCUUCAAACAGUUAUUGAAAUGAAGGAUACAAAAAUAGCUUCACUUGAGCGCAAUAUAAGAGACCUUGAAGAUGAGAUACAGAUGUUAAAGACAAAUGGAGUUCUGAAUACAGAAGAUCGAGAAGAAGAAAUCAAACAAAUAGAAGUUUACAAGAGUCACUCGAAGUUCAUGAAAAAUAAGAUUGACCAACUGAAACAAGAACUCUCAAAGAAAGAAUCAGAACUUCUUGCCUUACAAACUAAGCUUGAAACCCUUAGCAAUCAGAAUUCAGAUUGCAAGCAACACAUUGAAGUGCUUAAAGAGUCACUUACUGCCAAAGAACAGAGAGCUGCCAUACUUCAGACAGAGGUUGAUGCCUUGCGGUUGCGAUUGGAAGAAAAAGAAACAUUUCUCAAUAAAAAAACAAAACAACUUCAAGACCUCACAGAAGAGAAAGGAACCCUGGCUGGAGAGAUUCGGGAUAUGAAAGACAUGUUGGAAGUAAAAGAAAGGAAAAUCAAUGUCCUUCAAAAAAAGAUUGAAAAUCUACAGGAGCAACUUAGGGACAAAGACAAACAACUAACUAAUUUAAAGGACAGAGUGAAGUCAUUGCAGACAGAUUCUAGUAACACAGACACAGCACUAGCCACCUUAGAAGAAGCUCUAUCUGAAAAGGAAAGAAUAAUAGAACGCUUGAAGGAGCAAAGGGAGCGAGAUGACAGAGAAAGACUUGAAGAAAUUGAAUCUUAUAAAAAGGAAAACAAAGACUUGAAGGAGAAAGUUAAUGCUUUACAAGCUGAACUGACAGAAAAAGAGUCUAGUUUAAUCGAUCUCAAAGAACAUGCAUCUUCAUUGGCAUCAGCAGGGCUGAAAAGAGACUCCAAACUUAAGUCUUUAGAAAUAGCCAUAGAACAAAAGAAAGAAGAGUGUAGUAAGUUGGAAGCACAGUUGAAAAAGCAAGCUGAACAGUUGUUCAAUCAGAUGUACAAUCCUAUGCCAAUUAGGAAUAAUGGGAAGCAAGGGGCUCAUGAGGCUGAAGAGGAGGCACGGAUGAAUCCAGAAUUUGCAGACAGAAUGAAACAGCUUGACAAGGAGGCAUCAUACUAUAGAGAAGAAUGUGGCAAAGCUCAGGCUGAGGUUGACAGACUUCUAGAAAUUCUCAAGGAAGUAGAGAAUGAGAAGAAUGACAAAGAUAAGAAAAUUGCUGAGUUAGAAAGCUUGACUUCCAGACACAUGAAGGACCAAAACAAGAAGGUUGCCAAUCUGAAGCACAAUCAGCAACUGGAGAAAAAAAAGAAUGCACAGCUGUUGGAAGAAGUUCGUAGACGAGAGGACAAUAUGACAGACAACUCUCAACAUUUACAAGUAGAAGAACUGAUGAAUGCAUUGGAAAAGACAAGACAAGAACUAGAUUCUACCAAAGCCCGUCUUGCCUCGACACAGCAGUCUUUGGCUGAGAAGGAAGCACAUCUGGCUAACCUGAGAAUAGAGCGGAGAAAGCAACUUGAAGAAAUUCUAGAAAUGAAACAGGAAGCAUUGCUUGCUGCAAUUAGUGAAAAGGAUGCAAACAUUGCCUUGCUUGAACUGUCAGCUUCAAAGAAAAAGAAGACACAAGAGGAAGUAAUGGCUCUUAAAAGAGAGAAGGACAGAUUAGUACAUCAGUUAAAGCAGCAGACACAAAAUAGAAUGAAACUAAUGGCAGAUAACUAUGAUGAUGACCAUCACCACUACCACCACCAUCACCACCAUCACCAUCACCGAUCUCCUGGGAGGCCACAACACUCCAACCACAGACCCUCUCCAGAUCAGUUGUCAGAGGAACUAGUGAAAGAGGAAGAAAAAAUGUAUCACUGGAAAGUUAUGAUGAUAAUCUAUUGCAUUGGAUCUCCAAACAUGACCAUGAUAUCCUGGAGAAGAUCACAGAUGCAGAAAAUGAAUGCUAAGGUUGAUAUCUAAUGAAAUGCUGCAUUAAUUGGCAUCUUCUCCAUUAUUUCUUGUAGUCUGCUGUGAAAUUAGAUACUUCGUAAAACAAUGAAGGAGACUCAAGCAGAAAUUACAAGAGCUUUAUUUCUAUCUUUAACGGGUCUUGCAAGUCAUUGUUUUCACAAACAAACCAAGUGUUCAAAUAUUAUUGUUUAAUGAAGUUCAUUUAAUCAGGUUAUGUAAAUCUUUUUUGGUAAAUUGAUAUUGAUUUUAAUAAGUAAUUCAGAUGUAGGUAAUUUAGGUAUGGCAUCUGCAUUUGCUGAUUUUACCUAGACUAUUCUAAAACUUCUAUUGCACUAGAUUAUCAAAGAGGUAUUUGUAUAAUGUUAUAUAAAGGGUGUUGGCAUUAAUCUUAACCCCAAUUAGAUGUGGGCUUUUUAAAAAAAUUAAAAUCAAGCCUUUACCCUCCUCUGUUUUCUUAUAUCUACUGAUAAUUAUAAUUAAAAAAAAACAACAAACCAAAAUGAAAACAAACAAACAAACAAGAAAAAAAAAAUAGCAACAAAAAAAGAAUGGAAAAAAUCACAUAGAUAGUAUAACCGGUAUUAAGCUCUGGGCCAGGUUGGAAAUGAAAUCAAUUUUUGGUACUUACAACUGAUGGCAAAGAUUAACUCUAUGAAAAUAUGGUGUGUGUCUCUGACAAUGCAUAGGACAUCUAAUUUGAUCAUAAAUAUACAAUUAUAAACAAGAUGUAUCUAUUCCUGGAUGGUAAAAGCUUGAGGCGUAUAUAAAUACAUAUGUUUGUAUAUAUAUGGACUAUAUGGACAUAUACACAAGGAUGUAUCAACCUUUUACCAUCCAAAUGCAUACAGAUCUUCAACAAUGAAAGCUGGGACUCUUUAAAAAAAUAAAAAUAAAGUAAGAUUGCUGUGAAUACAGUAUAUGCACUAGGUCUCCUGUAAAUGAGGAACUGUUUGUUAUCAUUUUCUGUGUUGAAAAACAGUCUCUAACAUGGAUCCCAAUGACUUUUAGAUGUUAAAGAAGAAAAUAACAAUGAACAAACAGCCCAUAGAGGCUGUCUGAAUCACCAAAAUAUGUAUAGUGAAAUAAAUUUAAAGCACAUGCAAGGAAAAACAGAAAUGUGAAGUCAUUACAUUCAGUGAGAGAAUAUUAACUGAUAGAUAAAUGUCUGCUACUUCUUGAGGAGAGGAUCCUUGUGACUCCAUGAACAUUUUUGGUCAGUCUGGCAAACCUACAAAUGUUUGGCUGUUUUAUCGGGGCAUCUUUUCGUCCGUGGGAGAAAUGCUUCCACGGUGAUGGGAGUGGGAAUAGAAUAUCUACAUUUUUAAAGGACAAACAAUAAAUUUAAGCAUGGGUGGCCUUAAUCCUUAGUAGUUUUUCUUUGCUGCUGUAAAAAAGAAAAAUCUAAGUGGAUACUCCUAAAGUCUUGCACUGAAUUUAGAAAAAAUAUUUUUUGAACCUGUGGUGCAAUUAACCCUAAACAUCCUACAUGAGCCAUACAUAUACCCCUCUAAAGUGAUUGUCUAGAGAUGAUAUUUUAUUUAUUUGUACCAUAAUUCAUGGUGCAGUCAAAGAGCAAUUUAUUUGAGCAGGAGUCCUGCUGGAUGCUACUGUUUUCCAUAGAUAGAAAAUGUAUAGAAUUAGUAUAGCAUAGAUAAUCCAAAUUUCAUUCAUGUUUAAAAAGUUUGUCCUUUAACUAUCAAUGGCAUUUUAGAUCUUUGUUUUGAAACAGCAAAGCUUUUGGGAGUAUAUUUAGCACAUAUGACAAAUGUUGCACUUGGAAACUCAGACAACAAAGCUUAGUUUCUUGUGACAAAUUUGUUGUCACAGUAGGGGACAAUCGUCUGUGUCUCUUACAAUCAGGUCUUAACCUUAACUCUGCAACUGAAUACUUGAAGUAGGAAAUAAACUAGGGGGAAAUAGGGUCAGGCGCAAAGCUGUAUAGUUAGAUAUUUAUAUGUAUGUGCCAAUUUUGUCACAGGUAUUACUUUCGGGGCAUUUUUGCUCCAUUCAUGUUGGUAAGAGUAUUGAUCUAAACUUUUAUCAGGGCCUACAGUUUAGCCCUAAGGAGGAAAACUCUGUCUAACAUUGCUUUCUUUAUCGUUCUUUUUCCUUUUCUUUUUGUUUUUCAUUUCAUGUGAUACUCUAUGAUGUUUGCAGAAAAUCUUUUCAUAUACUAAAAUAGAAUCUCGGGGUUUACAAUAAACACUGUGAUGUUGGGAAAAUAUUUUAUUUGAGCAAUGUUUGGUAGUUCUUUUCCCCCUUGAAGUGUAAAGAAGCAAACCAACUUUUGGUUAACACUUAAGAUAAUGAUUAUUAUUUUAAUGUGAGAUCAGUCUUGUACUGCGCAUUCUUUCUUUCAUUUAAAUGUACAGUAUGAAUUUUGUAUUUAAUGAAUUUUGUGUAUCCAGUAUGCACGUACCUGCACAUUGACUUUCAUUUGAAAGUGAGUUUCAAUUUACUUUUUAAACAGUGUUUAUGAAAAGACCUCAGAUGUGUUGACACAAACUAUACCUGCAAUGUUGUUUUUUUUUUCUGUGUGUAGGGUGACGUUUGAAUGUGAUGUUCUGCAGCAAUGGGUCAGUAUUCCCUAAUAACCUUAGAUCCUCAUUUGAUAGUGCUUCUUGUAAUACUUUUUUCAAGUGAGUGGCAUGUUCUGGAUUGUGAUAUUGAUAUGUGGUUAAGGAUAUCGAUAUGAAACUAAGGAAUUCCUAGAAAUUAACAGUGGGCAUGUAUUAGACAGUCAUUGUAAUUUAAUGUCUAGUAGAAGUGUAAAGUACCAAGGUAUUUAGAGUUCAUAACAUUGUUAUCAUGUGUAUGGGAAGUAUUUAGUGUUGAUCAUCUUGUUUAUA